Apodemus sylvaticus (European woodmouse) is the source of this 1720-nucleotide messenger RNA. RefSeq names its product PAK1 interacting protein 1 (gene Pak1ip1). Gene Ontology annotation, molecular function: protein binding. The record is from RefSeq and is a predicted model, not a curated record. The transcript has 10 exons. NCBI's taxonomy places the organism in Eukaryota, Metazoa, Chordata, Mammalia, Rodentia, Muridae. Bases 301 to 1449 code for a protein of 382 amino acids.
GCCGGCCGAGCUCACGGCUUCCCACAAGCCUUGCCUGCUUGUCACAACUUAUUUUCUCUCUGCUCUGAGCACCUCCUCCUGCGGAUUCGUUUCUUAAGCCCCUGCGUGGGAGGGUCACGUGACCUUCGAGAGCGGACUCCGUUAUUGCCAUUGGCAGGCGCCUAAAAGGCGCCCCCUCCUUGAUGACGUGUAAUUUGCGCGCCGAUUUAGGAAGGGCCUGCCUCGGCUUCCUUCAGGUUCCCACGCCGGCUUCUCUCGCAAGGCGCGUGUGCUGCUGCGUGGAGCUGGUCGCUGGCAGCCAUGGAGGUGCUCGCUGGCAGCUAUGAGCAGGUCCUGUUUGGGUUCGUAGUACAUCGCGAGCCCGCGAGGAGUGGCCACCAGGAGACAUGGACUCUUGUGACUAACUUCACUCACCGUGGCCACACUGCCUCCCUGUCAGCGAUGGCCUCAAACAGUCGUUAUGUAGUCACUGGCAGCAAAGAUGAAACAAUUCACAUUUAUGACAUGAAAAGGAAGGUAGAGCAUGGGGCUCUGCUGCAUCACACUGGCACAGUAACUUGCCUGAAAUUCUAUGGCAGCCGGCACUUAAUCAGUGGAGCAGAGGAUGGGCUCAUGUGUGUCUGGGAUGCGAAGACAUGGGAAUGCCUAAAGAUCUUUAAAGCUCACAGGGGACAUGUGACUUACCUGUGUAUCCACCCAUCUGGCAAGUUGGCUAUGUCUGUUGGUACCGAUAAGACAUUAAGAACGUGGAAUCUUGUAGAGGGAAGAUCAGCUUUCAUAAAAAAUAUAAAGCAAAAUGCUCACAUAGUGGAGUGGUCCCCGAGUGGAGAGAAGUACAUAGUCGUCGUGCAGAAUAAAGUGGAUGUCUAUCGUCUGCACACGGCGUCUGUGAGCGGCACCAUCACAAACGGGAAGAGGGUCUCUGCUGUGACGUUUCUCUCGGACUCUGUGCUUGCGGUGGCUGGGGAUGAAGAAGUUGUAAGGUUUUUUGACUGUGAUUCCCUGAUGUGCCUCUGUGAAUUUAGAGCUCAUGAAAACAGGGUAAAAGACAUGGUCAGUUUUGAAGUCCCAGACCAUCAUGUUCUUGUCACAGCAUCAAAUGAUGGCUUCAUCAAAAUGUGGACUCUUACGCAGGAUAAGAAAGAUCCUCCGUCUUUGCUGUGUGAAGUCAACACUGGCGCCAGGCUGACAUGUCUUGCCGCGUGGUUAGACAGGGCAACAGAGGAAAAGGCGAGGCUCCCUCCAGCAGCAGAGCCCUGUCCUGAGCAACCCAAGACAGUCAAAAAGGAUUCUGGUGACACAAUUGAGGAAGAAACAUCGGAACCUAACUCAGAGAAAUCUGACGUAACUGGUGACAGCAAGCAGCCAACAAAAGGAAAGAGCCCAGCAACAGCCAAGAAGAGGAAAAUGGCAAAUGUGUCGGAAAAGAAGGGAAAAAAGAAAAUGUAACUCCAUGGCAAAUCCCUAACAGAAAGUCUUUUUGACAGAAUUCUCCGUUUUAAAUAUUAUACCUAACUUCUCCAUGUGAGAAAAAAAUUUCUCCUUCUGGAGAAAAUAUGCACCUUCAAGAAAGAACCACUUUUAGGUGGUGCUUUGUUUUGUUAAAUGAUAAAGUUAUUUUGGCAGAUGGCAUUUUAUUAUAUAUUGUAGUAUAUAGUGAUUGUUUACUUUUUUACGGUUCAAAGCAAGUAAAGUUCUGAAAAUAUUGUGUUUAAAAUAA